Molecule: messenger RNA, 1567 nt
Organism: Aspergillus alliaceus
Lineage: Eukaryota; Fungi; Ascomycota; Eurotiomycetes; Eurotiales; Aspergillaceae
Exons: 5
Coding region: 394-1464 (356 amino acids)
Source: RefSeq, a predicted model, not a curated record
CCAUGGGCUGCAGCCGUUGACUCCAACCACUAUUUAGCAAACUGACUACAGCAGCCCAUUCUCCAUCGAACCCGUGCAUCAGAUAACGGAAUUUAACCGGGUACCUCAAACAGACUUACACAGCCUUUCCUGUCGUGGUUGAGGAGGUGCAAUCAAAGGAGGGGUUUCGUGCAUGAUGACAGCAUGAAUGAACAGGGGCAGUGCAUAAUAAACCAGCCCUGGAUGGCACCCAGCCUGCAGAACGGCCCCCAACCAUAAAGGGGGCGGAAUUUAUACCAUCCUGGAGGAGCAAGAGGCUUUUAUUCAUGAUGGGUGGGGACAUCAGCAUGAAGAUAUGUCCUCUGAUCAUGUAUUUUGACUCGAUAACGUCUCCUAUGUGAGCUUCAACCCAUCAUGUCUACUAUAGGGUUAACAUUAGAAUCGGCCAAAGUCUCCAAGCAUGUGUUUUUGGGUAUGCUAUGGGCUUUUACCGGUGCCUCCGGUCUCUUCGUCGUCUUUCGCAUCCUCAUCCGAUUAGUCUCCUUCCGUCGCCUUUUCCUCGACGAUUUCUUCGUUUUGCUCGCAUGGGCGAUUAUGCUGACAACCGCGAUCAUCUGGCAAAUUGAAGCGCAGGUGCUUUACGAUCUAUAUGCUGUCAGCUCUGGCAUGAAGCCAUACACUCCCGAUAUCUUACCGCGAUUCGGCACCUUCAUUCGUUUUAUUGCUCCUCUGACUAUUUUGUUUUACGCCGGUCUCUGGUGUAUCAAGUUCGCAUUCCUGACGUUUUUCCGUCGGCUUGGUUCUAAAAUCAAGAGCCACCGUGUUUGGUGGUUCGUUGUCUUGUUCGUCACUAUUGGCGUCUGGAUCUCAUCAGUUGCCGACAUCGACUACAAAUGCAGCGUUGGAGAACUGGAGUAUAUACUGAGCCAAUGCUCGUCUCACGCCCAUGUCCAUUACGAGAACCGCACAUUUUGGGCCAACUGCGCUGGGGAUGUUGUAACCGACCUGAUGAUCCUAUCCAUUCCCAUUCUCAUCCUGUGGAACACCCGGAUCUCGCUCCGUAAGAAGCUUAUUCUCUUCAGCGUUUUCUCCGCCACAAUCUUGAUCAUGGUCAUUGCUGUCAUCCGGGUUGUCAUCAAUAAUUCCCUCAAUAGUAGCGUGGAUAUCUCUUGGUUGUAUUUCUGGAGCUUCAUUGAGAUGGGAACUGGUAUUAUCAUUGCCUGUAUCGCCUCGUUCCGACAGCUAUUCGUCACUUCGCAAAACCAGCACCUAUAUGGCAAGGCCGUCUACAGGACGCCAUACAGUCCGUUAUUGAACCGAGCCCAGAAGGCAUACGGCUGGACACGUUCACGGUCUACGGGGGACAGCGAGUCUCAGACGAGUAACACAAACAUACUGCCGCUAGAUUCGGUGCAUGUUCGGAGCGAUUAUGAUGUGGUUAGCUUUCCAGCUAAGGCUCAAAGUCAUCACCGUAAUGAAUUUUAGUUGAAGAUAAGACGGGCUUGGUUGUCUCCUAGAGCUACUUCAACUCAUGAAGCCGUCCCUGUACAAGUAUGUAUGCAAACAAUACCAUCUCAUGCAGAGGGAA